Messenger RNA from Penicillium maclennaniae, 411 nucleotides. RefSeq lists its product as uncharacterized. The transcript has a single exon. The coding region runs from base 1 to 411 and encodes 136 amino acids. Lineage: Eukaryota; Fungi; Ascomycota; Eurotiomycetes; Eurotiales; Aspergillaceae. The record is from RefSeq and is a predicted model, not a curated record.
AUGAAUCGAAGCAUUGCGCAGCCCACUGAGACCGUCCAAAGCAUGUUUGCUCAGGAUUCGGGAGCUGGACCUCCCGAAUCUAACAGCCAUGUCGAAAUCCAGCGGUCUAUGGAUCCUCAUGUGUCUCUUGAGGACUACAACCGUACUAUGCUGGAGUACACCCAGCGGCAGAUGUCCUCCUUCGUCGACCUUGAUGACGGCCGUGGAAGUGGCUCUAGCAAUCGAAGCAGUACAAGCGGCGGCUCCAGUCUCAAUGGAAGUCGCACUGGUACCAGCAACGGCGUCGUUGCAAGCCAGGCUAGCACCCCACCCACUUCCGCUAGCGCUGCCGCUGCCAAGCGGCGCAACCUUCAGCAGGGUAACCAGCAGUCUGCUCUCAGCCCUGAUGAGGCUAACCCUCCUCGAUACUAG